AUGGUCCUAUCGCAGAGAAAUUGUGAGGCCCAAGAAAAGACUAUUUUUGAAGGUUCAAUUGGAUCUAAAACUCAAACAAGUGAGCAUGCUGCUCAAGACCAAACCGAAGCCCAGCUAGAUGAUGUAUUUAAGGAAGCAGAAUAUGCUCCUGAGGCUAAAGACUUAGAGGAAGAGGGCAUUGCAGAUCCAAGUAAAUGGUGGGGUUCUGUCAAUAAUUUUUGCAGCCAAAUUAACCAAGAAGACUCUGAGGGGGGCUAUGAAGAGGAAGAUGAAUUAAGAAGCUUGCCUAGUGAUGAUGAAGAUGUGCAUCGGUCAAAAAAGUCUAACAUGGAGUUUGAUCCAAGGACUAAGCCUGAGGAGAUCAAGUUUGAAGAGGGUAUGUUGUUCCCUACUAAUGAGCAUUUAAGAAAAGCUUUGAAAGAGUAUUUUGUUACUAGUGAUAGAGAAUUCAAGUAUGUAUCCAACGAUAGUUUAAGGAUUCGAGCUAAAUGCAAGGGCAAUCGGUGUACAUGGCUUCUUUAUGCUAGAAGAAUGAGAGAUGAUGGCACAACAUUCAGGAUCAAUAAAAUGAAAGGCAAGCAUAAUUGUGGGAUUGUAUUCGAGAACAGCUUAGUAGAUGCAGACUGGAUUGCAAAACAUUACUUGGAGAAGUUCAGACAAAACCCAAACAUGAACUUCAAGUCUUACAGACAGAUGACAUCUGAUAGUAAGUACUCUAAAGUUUCCUUUUGGACUUUUUAUCGGGCUAAAAAUAAAGCUAGACACAUUAUUAAUGGUACAGUGAAAGACCAAUACGCAAUUCUUCACGACUAUUGUACACAAAUAUUAAAACUCAAUCCAGGAUUAGAUGGAUGCUUCUUGAAAGGUUAUUGCAAAGGUAUGUUACUUGCUGCAAUUGGGAUAGAUGCAAAUAAUAGUAUGUUUCCUCUUGCAUAUGCUAUUGUUGAGAAAGAAAAUACUGACAGUUGGACAUGGUUUGUCGGGCUGGUUAAAGAGGACAUAAAUGUAGUAGACACAAGAAGUUCACUUUCAUAUCUGAUAGACAGAAAGGCCUCGAGAAAGCUUUGGGUACAACUUUUGAAGAAGGAGUUUCCUGGAUUAUUGUUGAAACAAGCACUAUGGGCAUGUGCUAGAUCGACUACCUCUGAAGAGUUCAAAAGAAAAAUGAAUGACUUGAAGGAGAUUUCUGAACCAGCAUAUAAUUGGUUGAUGAAAAAGGCACCCACAGAAUGGUCAAAAUCACACUUUAGGACUUCAGUGAAGUGUGAUAUGCUCCUUAACAAUCUGUGUGAGAGCUUCAAUUCAGCAAUCUUAGAUAGCAGAGACAAAAUGAUAAUCACUCUUUUAGAGUCAAUACGUUUCUGGUUGAUGGAAAGGAUGUGCAAGCAAAGAGAUAGUGUCUCUAAAUGGAAUUUUUCUGUUGGAAAGAGGAUCUUUGAUAUCAUUGAGAAGAACAAAAAGGUAGCACAACAAUGCAUUUGCACAAAGUCAAUUGGUGGAUCAUUUCAAGUUACUUACAUAACAGGCCAAGUAUUAUCUGUUGAUUUGGAGACAAGAACAUGUACAUGUAGAUCAUUUGAUCUAACAGGUAUACCAUGUGGUCAUGGCAUAGCUUGUAUAUGGUUUUCUAAUCUUGAUGAAUACCAAUUUGUGGAUCCUUGCUACAAGAAGGAAGCCUUCAAAGCUAUCUAUGCAAAGGGUAUUGCACCAAUGCCUAGUCCUGAUGAAUGGGAGAACAAAGGGAAAAGUCCAAUCCUUCCUCCACCUGAAAUUAUAUUGCCUGGGAGGCCAAAAAAAUCAAGGAAUAGAGAAAGGGAUGAACCUCCAGCAGGUGCAAUUAAAUUGAAGAAAACGCCACAAACCAACCAGUGUUCAAACUGCAAACAACGAGGGCAUAUUAAAACUAGUUGUAAGAACCAAAAAGUCAAUCAGGAUCCUCCUACUGAGAAGAAAAGGAAGGGUCGUCCCCCCAAGAAGAAUCCAGACCCUGAAACUGUGAAGAGGAACAAGCGGAGAAUGAAGCAAAAGGCAAGAGAUGCUAGUUCAUCCCAACAACUACCUAAUGCCCAGUAG
Molecule: messenger RNA, 2073 nt
Organism: Cannabis sativa
Lineage: Eukaryota; Viridiplantae; Streptophyta; Magnoliopsida; Rosales; Cannabaceae
Exons: 5
Coding region: 1-2073 (690 amino acids)
Molecular function (GO): zinc ion binding
Source: RefSeq, a predicted model, not a curated record